Didymosphaeria variabile is the source of this 1023-nucleotide messenger RNA. RefSeq lists its product as uncharacterized. The coding region runs from base 1 to 1023 and encodes 340 amino acids. The record is from RefSeq and is a predicted model, not a curated record. The transcript has 2 exons. NCBI's taxonomy places the organism in Eukaryota, Fungi, Ascomycota, Dothideomycetes, Pleosporales, Didymosphaeriaceae.
AUGGCCCCCAAAAAGGCCGCACCUUCCAUCUCUGUUCGCCCUGACGCCCUCAGCGACGAGAAAUGCAUUAUUACUGGCGAGAUUGAGGGCUUCAAGCGCAAGGAGGCCGAGCAGAUCCUCAUCAAUGCUGGUGCGACGAUCGAGAAGAGCUUGAACAAGAAGGUCACGCUCGUUGUCCUUGGUGCGGAUGCCGGCCCCCAGAAAUUGGACAAGAUUGAGAAGCUUGGUAUUGAGACGAAAGACUGGAACGAGUUGAUUGAGGAGAUUAAGGGAGAUGGCGGUGCUGCUCCGGCCAUUGAGGAUGAGGAUGAUGACGACGAGGACGAGGAGCCUGAGGAGGAGCCCAAGCCAAAGAAGAAGGCCGCUCCCAAAGAGAAGGCAGUUCCAAAACCUAAGGCCAACACCAAGGCCAAGGCCGACCCAGCACCAGCAGCCAAACCCACAUCAAGCGGCUCUGGCGACGACUUCCUCUCUGGCAAGCAUGUGAUCAUCACCGGAACCAUACCAGGCCACGAUCGCAAGGACGCUCAAGCUAUCUUAGAGAAGGAAGGUGCCAUCUUCGAAAAGUCACUCAACAAGAAGGUCGAGCUCGUCGUCCUCGGCGGUAAUCCAGGCCCUGACAAGCUGGAGAAAAUCAAGGAUCUCGGUGCUGAAACCAUCGAGUGGAAAGAGGUCGCAGCGAAGCUCGGCCUUGAGCUUGCUCCCGAGAAGAAGGUCGCCAAUGUCGAGGCGGGUGGUGCACCGGACUCUGUCGAAGGGAAGACAGUCUUAAUCACUGGGGAAAUCGACGGCCUCACCCGCAGUGCAGCGCAAAAGGUUCUCGAGGGUGUUGGAGCCAAGUUCGCUAAGACUUUGAACAAAUCUGUCGAGCUUGUUGUCCUCGGAGCCAACGCAGGCCCUGACAAACUGAACAAGAUCGCCGACCAAGGAAUACCUACUGUCGAAUGGUCUGACCUCAUUGAGAAGCUGGGCAUCGACUUAGAGGCUAGCGAGCCUCCCAAGAAGAAGGCGAAGAAAAAUUGA